Molecule: messenger RNA, 3064 nt
Organism: Diabrotica virgifera virgifera (western corn rootworm)
Lineage: Eukaryota; Metazoa; Arthropoda; Insecta; Coleoptera; Chrysomelidae
Product: serine-rich adhesin for platelets
Exons: 6
Coding region: 244-3015 (923 amino acids)
Molecular function (GO): serine-type endopeptidase inhibitor activity
Source: RefSeq, a predicted model, not a curated record
CUGUGGAUGAAAAUUUGCGUUUGCGAUUCAGUUCUGCGCGAACUACGAAACCGUUCACACAGCAGUAGCGGCGCCUUGUUUUUCGUGGCGGGAACAAAAAACCGCAAGAAAACUAAGUGAAUCCGUUUUAGAAAUUUGCUAGCACGUUUUUAUAUAAGAAUUGCACUGAUGCUCAAUGACGAAUAGUCAAAAUCAUCCGUUAAAACAUACCGAAACAAAAAAUAGAAAAACACCCCUAAAGAUAUGUUUAUUACAGAAAAAAUCGUCAAAUAUUCGGAUAGAACUGUCGGAUAUUCGAAAAUGACGUGCUGGAUGUUGCUGUUGUGUUGUACGUCUAUUUGUACAGGUUUGGUGCAUCGUAGACCAAGACCAGGAGCCUCCUGGAAUGGACAUGAGUUCCAUACAUACCCUCACCCUGCUCAGCAGCUUGUGGUGCCCAGAAGUAUUAUGGUGGAUGUUGUUAAUGAUUUAGGCUUAAAAUUGUUAGCUAUUCACAAUGAAAACAACGAAGAUAAUAUAGCCAUAUCGCCCUAUGGGGCUGUUAGUAUUCUUAUAGCUUUAGGAGAAGGUCUUCAGGGUGAAGCGGUACGUGAACUGCAACAAGCUGCUCAUAUUCCCAACGACAUUUCAAUUAUUAGAGUGGGUUUGCGAGAUAUUCAUCGCCAUUUAAAGAGUUAUUUUAUUCCCAAAGAAGGUUUCCUAGCAGGAUUAACCUUAAACCAUGAGAACGUUACUUUAAGAUCAUCCUAUGUCGACACUUUAAAGUACUAUGGUUUUGAUAUUACGUCUUUUAACAGUGGGUUAUAUCCCCCUCCACCAACAACAGAGCGACCAUCUUUAACAACUACAGACACACCUGGAAGAGAAAUGACCAUGGAGAUGACGUUACCUCCAACUGCUACAGAACAACAACCUAAGUUAGACACUACAGUGGUUACAGCAUCUGUAACUGUCAAAGAUAUGGUUACCACUACAAAUCCAACUACUACUUUAACUACAGAAGAAACUACAGCUCCAACUACUACGAUUAUCCCUAUGAUAUCAACUGAAUUAAGUACUAUGUUACCUACAGAACUCACUACCACUAUUACAACUUUACAACCAACUACUACACCAAAUUCAGAACCAAGUACACUUAAAAUAGUUACCACAGAAGUACCUACAACUAGUACUACAGUUGUGACUACAGAAGUAAGUAUGCGUACUACAGAAGAAGUUACAAAAAUUACUAGGGAAAUAAAAGAUAAUAGCAUUACACCCAGUAUCACAACUGAAGAAAUGUAUACAACACUUGCAACUUCUCCUACAAGUACUUCCGAGGAACCAACAACAGUUACCACUAUAAAUAUAGAUACCACUACAAAGGUGAUCAAAGAAACUAUGGAGACAACUGCAGAAGAGGUUACAACUACAGAAAUUAAUACAGAAAACGUACCAAUGGAAAUUUCAUCAACCACUGAUUAUACCACUCAAGCAGAUACUACAGUAAUAUCUCCUAUAACAACUACAACAGAAAGUGCCAUUCUAGAAACUACUUCUAAGAUACCUGAUACAACAAUAAUUACUACUAUUGAACCGAUAGGAAGUGAAACAGAAACAACAACAGAAAUUAUAAUGUUGGAAACUAUAUUAGUAACUUUGCCAUCUGAAAUAUCAACAACAGUUGACUUAUUACCACAGACUACACCUACAGUUAUAUCAACACAAGGUGAAUCAUUUCCGCAAACUACAAUUACAGAAACAACAACAGACAGUUUAAUAGAAGAAACUACAACAGAACCAAGUUUAUCCAAAGAAACGUCAACUGAAGCUUCAAAUGAAGGUGAAACAUUCACACCAGCUAAAUCUACAGCAACAACAAUCGAAUCUGUAACAUUUGAUAGUACAUUGGUACCAACUGAGAUUUCAACAGUGGCUGAAUCAUUCACACAAACUCAAGUUACAGAAAAAAUCACAACUGAAGCACCAGCUACAGAAAUUAAACCUGAAGUAUCAACAAACACUGAAGCAGAAGACAGUACAAAAGAAAUAUCUACAGAAACUGAAUCUGUUCCAGAAACAACAACUUUACUGUCAUAUCCCUACCCAGAUGCAUCAACACCAGAGAUCGAAACGUCUAAAGAUGUUGAUGAAAAUGAGGUUUUUGCCAGUGAUUCCCCAACUUUGCCUGCUAAACGAAAACGAUCAAAAAAUAGCUUCAAGCAGUUAAAUAGUUACAAACACAGACCCAGAUCUACUUACACCUCGGAUUAUAAUGAGUACCUUUCUGGAAAGAAUAGAAAAUUAGCCAGUGGAAUAGGAGAUUCAAAGAGAGAUCCAAUAAGAAGAACAAGAUCCGUGGUAGACUACGUAAUUGCUAGAUACUACGAUGACUAUCACUCAAACAACCAUCAUAAUUUGGAACCCUAUGUACCACAAAUGAGACCCAGCUUCUUAAUACAGGGAAAGUAUCGAGAAAAUCAAAUUGAGUUCAUGAAGUACGAUACAGUACUACCGUUUUUCUACGUAUCUCAUCUAAAGGUUCAAGCUUUAAGCUUUCCAUUGGACAGCCCGAAAUAUUACUUACUCAUACUGCUACCUGUGCAAGAAAACGGUGUCGAUAGGCUUAUUUGUGAAUUGAGGUUCAAUGGAAGUUUGAAGUAUAUCAUAGAAAAUUUAAGGCUCAGGCAUGUGACCGCUGUUAUACCAAGUUUUAUGCUGAAGGGGUAUGUCAAUUUGACACCCACUUUGCAAAAGUUGGGUAUUCGACGAGUUUUUGAACCAAAUCAAGCGGACUUUUCACCAAUGACCAGUUUCAGAGAAAUUUUUGUAACAAAUAUAGAACAGGCCAUUACAGUUAACAUCAGAAACUAUGUAGAACCUGAUCCUAUAGUCAACAGAAGAGAAUUCCGUCAAGAUCCCCCUGUAGAUUUUCGUGUAGAUCGACCUUUCCUCUACUUUGUUGUAGACACAGAACUUCAUGUAACGUUAAUGGCUGGUAAAAUUGUCAAUCCUUUAAAUACUAGAAUAACGUAAAUAAUUUUGUGAAAUAUGUACCUGUAAAAAAUAAAGUUUUUAUAAAUAA